Messenger RNA from Capsicum annuum, 1065 nucleotides. RefSeq lists its product as uncharacterized. The record is from RefSeq and is a predicted model, not a curated record. NCBI's taxonomy places the organism in Eukaryota, Viridiplantae, Streptophyta, Magnoliopsida, Solanales, Solanaceae. The transcript is spliced from 7 exons. The coding region runs from base 298 to 651 and encodes 117 amino acids.
CGAACAAGACGCCAAGGAUCCAACAACCAAAACUUUCUGAUUAAUUCUCCUGUUCCACUACCUAAUGCUCUACCUCGAUUAACUGAACAAAGAGGUAUUAUCAUUAAUGAGAUAUUGCCUCACGCUGAAACAGCUAGCACCUUCCAACUUGUUCUUGGCAAAGGAAAGGAAGUAGUUGGCUGCUUCUCAACUUCUGAAGUAGCGUCAGCUACACCUACUAAGCACGAUAACCUCGACGCAACAAUUACUAUUACUGAGAUAUCACCUCAAGCUGAAACAGGCAACCCCUCUCGAACUAUGCCAAGCAAAGAAAAUAAUUUAGCUGGCUGUUUUUCGACUUUUGAAGCUCAACAUCAACUACAACCACUAAACAGCAUAACCCCCAAGCAACAAUUAUUGGUUUCACAGCAGGACAAAAUUGCCGCGACAGAGCAACUUCUUUGCCACUUGAUGUUAAAAUUGAAUUUACAGCAAAGCUUUGAUAUUAGUUCAUCAAAAGGUGCUGAUUCUUACACGCUGGUGGUAUUGGUUUGUCGUUGGCUCCAAUGUUGCCCAAUAAUCCUCCAUCACGUGGUCGCUAUGGUUAUGAGUCGCGCUCACUACACUUCUGCUUACUCAUACAAAUGUUUUCCUGAUUCAACUGCCAGCUAACCUCAUUCUUGCUAUAAGAUGAUGGGAGAUUUGGCUUGUUUAGUUUGUGUGCACACCUUGACUUCUGAAGGUACAAGUAAAAUCAAGACGCUCAUGGUCGUGUUAUGAGCGGAGCUUAUUUAACAUGGUUAUAACACUAAUAAGCUCAUGUGGGCAAGUUUUAGUAUUUGUCAUAAAUCAAUGUAUGUUUUUCGCUUGAAUUAUUGGGCCCGCGCUGGCGCAGGUUCUUCCGCCUAGUAUUGCUAUAGUCUAGUUUUCCCAAUUAAAUCAUCCCCUAGAGCUUGUCCUCCCUUCUUCUUUCUCCUUUUUUUUUCCUACUAUGUAUGAUGUAGAAAAUUGAAAAAACUACUUAUACAUAUCUGUUAAUGCGAAUGCACCAUACAAAUUGCAUUUAAGAAAUGCCAUUACUAAUCA